AUGGACCUGGCGGGCAGUGUCUUUCUCAUCGCCUCCAAUGGCCGUAUGCUGAGCCUACCCAUCGCGAGCGAAUCACCAAAUGACCCGCUCAGCUGGGCAAAGCGGCGCCGGAUCUUUAUCGUCGUGAUUUUGCUUUUACACUCUGCUCUGUCCAUGUUCCUCAUUGAGACCCCCGGCAAUCUUUACAAGGCUUUUGCCAAGGACUUUGAUGAGAAGACCCUCCUCCAAAUCAUCGACCUGACCUUCAUAGAUGAGCGGCCUAUCGCCCUCGCUACCUUCUGGGCCUGCGGUGGCUCCCUGGCCGUCUCAUCUUUGGGGUUUCUUCCCAUGUUGAUGGACACAGCCUCGGAGUGGCGACCCUUGUUCAAGGCAGCCUCGAUCCCUGCCGCCAUCAUCGCCGUGGUCAUCUUGUUCUUUGUUCCAGAGACUUACUUCCAACGACCUCCCAUCGCCUUUGACGGGCGCGUGCUCGUGCAGUCCGGCACCGAGAAGGUCAAGAUCUACGACGACUGGUUCGACGUGCCCGGUCGCGACGACGACAACACAACCGCCGCCCUGAUCGAGGACACGCUCCCAGCCGACGAGAACACCCUCCAGUCCGGGUGGCGCGUGUCACCAUUCAGGCUCUGGCGCCGCAGCAUCGCCAACCCCAAAGCAGCCGCCGUCUGCGUGGUGCAGAUCUUCCUGUGCCUCGCGAACCCGCUCGUCUUCUGGGUGGCGCUGCUCAACGCCAUCAACUUUGGCGGCAUGAUGUCCAUCGGCACAGGGUUCCCCGUCGUCAUGGCCGCAGCACCCUACAACCUGUCGCCCGAGGAAGUGGGCCGCGUCAACUUCACCACGGGGCUGACGUCCUUGCUCGCGCUGCCUGCGAGCUACUACAUGCUCAACAACAUCAUGAAGCGCCUGACCCUGCGCAACCGUGGCGUGCGGCACGCCGAGUUCUACCUGCCCGCCUUUGUGCUCCCCGUCACGACGGGCGCCGCCAGCGUCUUCCUCUUUGGGUUCGCGGCCGAGAGGCACUGGCCCGCUGUUGUGUACCAUGUCGCCUACGGGCUCAACUCGUUCAGCUUCAUCAGCGGGAGCAUCGCCAACACCAUCUGGGUGACCGAGUCGCUGCCACAGCUGGCCGCCCCUGCGAUCGCUGUCGUCGGGGGCGUGAGCUACAUGGCGAGCUGGAGCAUCACGGCCGUGCUGCCGAUGUGGGAUGAGUCAUGGGGCCUGCUGGCUGUGAAUGUGUUUAUCGGCGUGGGCAUUCUUUUGAUCGGGCUGUUGGCGAUUCCAAUCGCCUUUUGGGGGAGAAGCGUGCGGCAGUUCAUCAGGGGACGAUGGGCUGAGUACGAGGCUGGUGCGUUGAGGCCGCAGUCGAAGGGGAGGGCUUGA
This is a messenger RNA of Cryphonectria parasitica EP155, 1380 nucleotides long. RefSeq lists its product as uncharacterized. The coding region runs from base 1 to 1380 and encodes 459 amino acids. Gene Ontology annotation, molecular function: transmembrane transporter activity. The transcript has 2 exons. Gene Ontology annotation, biological process: transmembrane transport. The record is from RefSeq and is a predicted model, not a curated record. Lineage: Eukaryota; Fungi; Ascomycota; Sordariomycetes; Diaporthales; Cryphonectriaceae.